CUGUGCCUUAAAUAAGAUGGAGCAUCUGCUGUUGCCCCUAAACCUGCCCUGUGCUUUGCUUGCAGAAAGCUGUUCGUGGGUGGCCUGGACUGGAGCACGACACAAGAAACCCUUCGUAACUACUUCUCCCAGUAUGGAGAAGUCGUAGACUGUGUAAUAAUGAAAGACAAAACAACAAAUCAAUCUCGAGGAUUUGGAUUUGUCAAAUUUAAAGAUCCCAACUGUGUGGGAACAGUGCUGGCCAACAGACCUCAUACGUUAGAUGGCCGAAAUAUUGAUCCAAAGCCAUGCACACCUCGGGGGAUGCAGCCAGAGCGGACACGGCCGAAGGAAGGAUGGCAGAAAGGAUCCAGGAGCGAUAACAAUAAAUCCAAUAAAAUUUUUGUUGGUGGGAUUCCUCAUAACUGUGGCGAGACAGAGCUCAGGGAAUACUUCAAGAAGUUCGGAGUGGUCACUGAAGUUGUAAUGAUCUAUGACGCAGAGAAACAGAGGCCCCGAGGUUUUGGAUUUAUUACUUUCGAGGACGAACAAUCAGUGGACCAGGCUGUCAACAUGCAUUUUCACGACAUCAUGGGCAAAAAAGUGGAGGUGAAACGCGCCGAGCCUCGGGAUAGCAAGAGCCAAACUCCAGGGCCGCCGGGGGCCAGCCAGUGGGGAAGCAGGAUCAUGCCAAGCGCUGCCAACGGCUGGGCAGGGCAGCCCCCUCCGACCUGGCAGCAGGGAUACGGCCCCCAAGGGAUGUGGGUGCCAGCUGGACAGGCAAUUGGUGGAUAUGGACCCCCUCCUCCAGGCAGAGGAGCUCCUCCCCCACCACCACCAUUUACCUCAUACAUUGUCUCCACACCUCCCGGGGGAUUCCCGCCUCCACAAGGAUUUCCACAGGGCUAUGGCACCCCUCCACCAUUUAGUUUUGGUUAUGGUGCUCCACCUCCUCCACCUGACCAGUUUGCCCCCCCUGGAGUCCCCCCUCCACCUGCCACUCCAGGGGCAGCACCACUCGCUUUUCCUCCACCACCACCACCAUCUCAGGCAACUCAGGACAUGAGCAAACCCCCAACUGCUCAGCCAGAAUUCCCUUAUAGUCAGUUUGGGUAUGGACAAGACUUGAGUGGGUUUGGACAAGGUUUCUCUGAUCCCAGCCAGCAGCCCCCUCCCUACGGAGGCCCCUCUGUGCAGCCAUCCAGCGGCCCCCCAGCCGGAGGCAGCGGCUUCGGCCGGGGACAGAACCACAAUGUGCAAGGAUUCCAUCCCUACCGGCGCUAGCCUGGGCUGGCAAUCAGGGAGUGCUGUCCACAGGGAUCUCUGGGCCCAGCUGAACCCCGGGAUCCCAGACUUCUGAACUUGUGACAAUCACAUUACUUGAUGGAAGAAAAACCUAACAACAAUUUUUUCGUGGGGGGGUGGGGGCAGAUGGCUUCUGAAGGCAGAGCUGUGGGUGUUUGGACUGCAGUUUUUAAAGAUUUUCCUUUCUCUAACCCAUCAGCACAAAUAAAGAAAAUGUCACUGGUUCAAAUUACAGGGUUUUAAAAAUGUCUUCAGCUUUAAUUCAAAACUUCAGGUUUCUUUUUUUUGAAAUUAUUUUUCCUGAGCCUUUGUUUUACCGUAUAUUGUAAACUUUUAUGUUUAAAAGAAAAAAAAAUAUAUACAUUUACAGAUUGUGAAAUUUUUAAGAGAAAUUUUCUACUAUGUAUGCUGGCUUAUUUUUUAAUUUAAAACAGGGUUUCCAUGAGCGCUGUCGGAGGCGGGGGAAGAGCUGCAGCCCCUUCCUCCCUCCCCACGGCAGCGCUUGGGGCGGAGGGUUCCGAAACUCUGGGAGUUGACAGAAACCUGCUGAGUGUAUUUUGCUGUUUGUUCUGGGGGGCAGAGCUGGGCCGGGGCAGGCACAGGAGCUGCGGACGCACAGAGGCACUCGGGGAGCGCUGGCUCCGGGCUCCACGCUUCCCUCGCUCCGCCGCGGGGCUCCGGAGGCCUUGGCGAGAUGUGGAUUUCCCUCAGGCAAAAAGGUUUUGGUGCGUUUGGCACUGAGCAGUGCUGAGCCCUGGUUUGAAUAAAGACAAGAACCUUUGGAUUAGAAA
Messenger RNA from Cyanistes caeruleus (blue tit), 2075 nucleotides. The record is from RefSeq and is a predicted model, not a curated record. NCBI's taxonomy places the organism in Eukaryota, Metazoa, Chordata, Aves, Passeriformes, Paridae.